Octopus bimaculoides (California two-spot octopus) is the source of this 6467-nucleotide messenger RNA. RefSeq lists its product as uncharacterized. Gene Ontology annotation, molecular function: axon guidance receptor activity; protein binding. The record is from RefSeq and is a predicted model, not a curated record. Gene Ontology annotation, biological process: homophilic cell-cell adhesion; synapse organization. Lineage: Eukaryota; Metazoa; Mollusca; Cephalopoda; Octopoda; Octopodidae. Gene Ontology annotation, cellular component: axon; neuronal cell body; plasma membrane.
AGAUAGCGUGGAAUUGUAAGCGAGGGGGAAAAGAGUGAAAGGAGGCGGAGCUAGGCGUCCAGCAACGAAGGGGAGGAAGAAGACUCCGACAGAUGCUAAUGGGAAGAAUACGUUGCAGUCGAUCAUGGAUGUAACAGGAGGAGGCCGCAGGAGCUGUACGUUAAGGGAUAAACAGGCCAACUUUACCAUGUGAAAGGGGAAAAAAAAAACAACAACACAACAACAGAAACAAGAAUUAUUAUUAUUAUUAUUAUCACAGUUACUGCUACUACUACUAUUAUUAUUACUACUACUUCUACUAUUGAUAUAAUUUCUUCUACUACUGCUUUAAAGGAAAUAUAUACACACACACAUAUAUAUAUAUUACAUAUAUAUUAUAUAUAUAUAUAUAUAAUUAUAUAUAAAUACACCUAUCCAAACAAAAAAAAAAUCACAUAUACAGAUAUAUAAAUAUAUUCAUAUACAUAUACAUAAACACACGCACGCGUACACGUAUAAACACUUCCUUCACGUUACAGACACACACACACACACACGCAAACAAACACACAAACAUAUACAUAAAUCACACAUAGACACGUAUACAUCUCUGUAUGUAUAUGUGCAUAUACAUACUUAUACACACAUACUGAACAUACACUCACGCACGCACGCACGCAAUCAAGCAUUUUCUAAAAAACAAAUAAAAAGUAAAGUGAAAUAAAAAUAAAAUAAAAUAAAAUAAAAUACCUUCUACCCACGACGCAAAAAUAAUAUAUAAUAAUAAUAAAUGAAUAAAUAAUAAAAAUUUAGAAAAUCAUAAUAAUAAUAAAUGAUGUUGAUGCUGAUGAUGAUGAUGUAAAAAAAAAAUAAACAACGAAUAUAAAAACAAAUACAACAACAACAACAACAGAAGCAGCAGCAGCGGCAAACACGGACAUACGUACAUACAGACAGGCAUAUACGACAGGCGAGUCAUUGGGCUGCGGCCAUCUUGGGAAACGCGUUCAAGUGAAUUAAUCGAAUAUAGCGACACCACUACACAUGUUAUCGAUCUUUUAAAACAAGUCAAAUGGCAAGUCUAACUGGGCGUAAAAGAAAGUAACCGGUAAGUGGCUCUCCCGCGUCUACUUCCGCGCCAAACUCUACAAUUAACAUGCAUCAUUGGAGCAUGGCACACGCCUACAGGUGACCGAAAGUCCCUUCAUAUUUACAUACAUCGCCGCUGACACUGUCUUUUAGGAGGUGUCAGUCGACUGACCUCAACCAUCUAUGAACUCGCCCAGCACAUCUACACGGAGAAAAGAGCCGACACGAUCAGGAAGUCCGAUGUGCCCCCUGAAGAUUUUUCCGUAUCUUCUGCUUGUCUCCGCCUUACACUUUUGGGACCAAGGGGCUGAGGCGUCGACACUGCAUAAAAGACUUAGUGGUUUGGUGGAAUCCAUGACAAAGUCUGCAAGUUUAGGCGGACGGCAGGUUCUUAACUGCCACGUUUCCUUACCGGUAGGGAAAAAGAAGCCCCACGUGAUCCAGUGGAAUAAGGCCGGUCUUGAUCAGCCCGUCUACAUGCGUUACGACAAUUACCCACCACAGAUUAACGGCCGUUUUGAAGGUCGGCUCAAGAUAAUCCAUGGUAUGUCAUUAGAAAUAAGUCACAUCCGAACACAGGACGAAGGCUGGUACGAAUGUAAAGUAAUAUUCCUGGACAUUGAAAAAUUCACGGGAAACGGCACGUGGGUUUACCUCAAAGUAAACAUUCCGCCUCGUAUUGUAGCAUGUUCACCAAAAUCUUUACAUCACCGACAAGGAGAAACAGUGGAGCUAUUUUGUAAUGCAUCAGGAUCACCAGAACCAGCUCUCAUAUGGAACAAGGAUAGUAAACCUCUCCAGGCUUCAUCUCGAAUUCAGAUUGAUGGUUAUAAAGUGAUCAUUAGAAAUGUGCAGCGCAGUGAUGCUGGUGUUUAUAUGGGAACAUUUACCAAUAGUGUAGGAUCAGUUUCACAGUUAAUUAACUUAGUUGUUGAAGGUGCAGCGUACAUACUAAUACCACCUGAAAAUAUGACAGCCAUUGAGGGACAACGAAUAAAAUUUCAGUGUGGUGCUAUGGCAUAUCCAAAUAAUAUCACUUACAACUGGUUCAAAGACUCUGAAAACAUCAAAUUUCUACCUGAUUAUGGUAAACGUGUAAAUGCUUUCAAGGAUGGAAGUCUUGUCAUUACUUCAGUUGUAAAAAACGACAUGGGCUGGUAUACAUGCCAUCCGACAAACGGAAUUGGAGAAGACCCAAAAGCAUCAGCUUAUCUGAACGUCACAUAUCUGCCUAAGAUGCUGAAAAUGCUCCACCGCAUCUACUGGGCUCUCGGACAUCAGCAGUCCUUGGUCUGCAACGUCGACGCCAACCCUCCCAUCAUCAAAACACAGUGGACCAAAAAUGGUCGCACACUGCAGUUUAACUCCGACAGACUUCAACUGCUGGCCAAUGGGACUGUGGUCGUUUCCCGCGUACAGAACUCGGAUGCUGGCAGCUACAGCUGUCAAGCAAGUAGCUCUUUAGGCCGAGGGCCUUCUUCGCUGCUUGUUCAGGUUAUUGUCAGAGAUCCACCAUACUUCACAAUCCGUCCAAAGCCGAUAUACCAGUCGGUGGCAGGCAACUCAAUAACUAUACCAUGUGAUGCUGAAGGAACACCAAAACCAGAAAUCACAUGGCGGAAGGUUGAUGGUGAAAUUGAUUGGGAAAGUCGAGCUUCUCAAAAUAAAGGAAACCUGACCAUCUAUCUUCUUGAAAAAGCAGACCAUGGCGAUUAUGAAUGUGUAGCAACAAACCAAAUCACUAGUAUUGUUAUUGGUACAAAACUGCUCAUUGAAAAGACAACUCCACAUGCUCCAUACAAUGUUACAGUAACGACCAGUUUAUUUACAGCUAAAGUGCAAUGGAUGCCAGCCUAUAAUGGAGGCCUAGAGCAGAAUUAUGUGAUUUGGUUUCGAAACACAGAUGCCUUAGAAUCCAAUUGGCAGACAAUCCGAGUGCCCCCUGGUGACAAAACAUCAUUUAUUGUCUACAGUUUAGAAGCUGACACACUUUAUGAGUUCAUGGUUUUGUCUCGUAAUAUUAUGGGCAAUGGCUUGUACAGUGACCGAGUACUAGCAAGAACACUUGGUACCUCCUCCAAUGUUACCUUGGUGUUUGUUGGUUAUCAUAGUGAUCUGCCGACCAGUUUACCAACAAAACCUAAUGGAGCAACAUAUAUUCCACCAGUAGUAAGACCCAUUGGUCCAAGACCAAAGGCUCCUUUGAAUGUUACUAUUAAGGUACACCGUGGGGCCGUCAAUGUUACUUGGUUUGCCCCCCAGAACUCCAACGUUUCUAUUUUCUACUACGUUGUUGAAUACUGUAACGAUACAGUGUGGCAUCGAGUUGACGAGGUGGUUCUCACACCAAAAUCCUGGUAUUUGAUGCGGGAUUUAAAACCGGGAACCUACAAAUUUAGAGUGUUUUCCUUCAGUCUCCUAUCGUACAGUCAACCACAAGAAUCAGAAAAGGUUGUCGUACCUGAAGGGAUAGCGGUUUCUACUACUGCCACUAGUAUCCCUGACACUAAGAGCCCUGACAAUGACAAUGAUGGUACCGAUGAUUCUGAUAAUAGCCUUUCAGCAUUACCAGUGCCAGCCAUUGGUGGCAUUGUUGGUGGCUUGGCUUUCCUACUUAUUGCUGUCAUUCUCGCCAUUAUAGCUGUCAUCAUAAGCAAGAGAAAACAGAAAAAAAAAGCCAAAAAAUAUGGAAAUGUGAAAUACUUUGAGCCGGACCAAGUAGACUCUUCUAGGAAUGAAACUUCGUCAGAAUGGAAUUAUGGGGACCAAGAUGGAAGAAGAAACAUUGUGAAAGCUGUCAACCCUAUGGGUAUGCUAAACCAAACUUUUGUGAUGUCCUGCCACUCCCCUUCGGACAUAUUAAAAUGCAAUCCCGUUGCCCAACCACUGCCUUCCAAACGACAUUUGCCACCAUCAUCAUUGCGACCUUAUAUUUUUCAGGACCAACAGAAGUCUGUUCAGCGCAGUGCCCUUCCAAAAAGUACAUCCCUCAACAAUGGGGCCAAAGCCCAACAACAGGACACAAUACUUGCUAAUGUAAGACCUCCCAACAAACUGGUUCAGCAAUGUCCAGACACAGACAUUGUAACAUCACUAAGACAACAACAGUUAUCCUCUCCUGGUCCUAUGUCCCCCAUUGGGCACGGGAUUGCCUGUACAAGUGUUCACCGCAGUAAUGUUUAUAACCCUGUUUCACCCUGUUUGCUACAGUCGCACUCCCCUGUUAAUUUGCAUAUUACAAGAGCACAAAUUCAUAGGCCAAAUGGUGUCAGUGUUCCAGACAAUACACAGAAGUAUAAACAUGCUUCUAGCAUAGUCGUUUCUACUGCUACUGUCACUCUGGACUCUGGACAUUCUCCUGGCACUAAUACUCUUAGAAAUCAUAUGACGUCACCAGUUUGGACUACAACUUCACCUGGUAUGUCUGCUGCCCCUGCUGCUGCUGCUGCUAUUUACCAUCAUGCUCAACAUCUCAAGUCAUCUUCAUCUAUAGCAUCUCUUAAGUCAUGUUAUGCUCAUAGCUCUAUAUUCUCACCUAACUCACAACAUCACUCUAUGAACAAAACCUACUUGACAAGUAGCCCUGAUGAUGCUAACAGUCUUCGCCCAUUCCAGAUAAGCGAUAUCAGUUCUGUACAGCCUUCAUCAUUUUCAGAGCGGUCACGUGACCAAGAUCUGCCACAGUCACUGUUCAGUAGCCCUCGAGGAAGCUUUCUUCCUUCCAGCCUUUCUGAAAAUGAGCCAGUCUAUUCGAAAAGACAUUUGAAAGAAAAAGAAAACCAACAGCUCACUUAUUCUGGUACAGUGCCAUUUAAAACUCGAAGCAUUCACCCCCAGCAACGAAAUUCUUCAGCUUAUUUUCAUACUGGCCAAGGGCCUAAUUACUACCAGCCUCAACCUCAGCCUCAGUUUCACCUUGAUAAUGUAAGAAGAAAUUUUUCUAACCCUCACCAACUCCAGACGCAAGCAGCAGCUCUUGCAACACACAACCACAAUUUCGUGUCCCAUGUAAGCUAUACACAUUCACACUCACUUUACAACAAUUCAGAAGGUGGAGAGUGCAAGGACAACAACAACCAGUUAUUUGGAUAUUCAAAUAAUUGUCAAGAGAUGGUUAAAUGUGGUCAACUGGCCCCUAAACAUCAGCUGAACUCCAACUGUACUCUUGCUGUCAACCAACCUCAUCAGAUGUCACCAAUACCAUCACAGACUAACUCUACUUUUAGACAAAAAGAAUUUGACCCUUAUAACUGCAUUGAAAACAUACCCCACACACAUAGCACAUACCCUGCUAAGGAUCAGCCAAGUGACUAUUCUACGACCAUGCCAUGCUAUAGGAAUAAGACUCCAAACAUCGACACUGUACUUAGUCAUCAUUUUGAUGGUGGGGUCCCAGAAGAGAUUCGAACUAGUAUGAGUAGCUCAGGUCGGGGAAGUAUAUUUGGCAGGGUUAACUACCCCGAUGGCAUCAGCCGUACUAGUAGUAAAAUGGAUACAUUUCCAGACUCCUAUAGCAGUGGGCUUGGUAGUCACCACAGUGGUCCAUCGUCUUCGUUUUACACUCACACGAGGGCUGCAGCACCCAUGGACAGUACUUCAGCGAGUUCUCUUACUUCCCCUCAAGACUAUGAUGUCAGUUUGGACUCUUCCCUGAUUAUAGAUGCUUCUAAUUCCAACCGACGGGACUUCUCAGGAGAUAAACACUACGAUUUUGACUCAAGAUUAAUAUCUCACAAUGCUCCAGGUAUUGUUGGGUGUAAACUGGAUGAAAGACACUCAACACGCCGAGAGCCUUCCACCCGGAGCACAGCUUCACCACCAGAAAUUUUGUUAAAUGCUAAUGAUUUGUAUAAAAGUCUCUACCCAAAGCCACGUAAGCCGAGUCGCUAUAGCAACUCUGAAAAACGUUUUGAACGGCUGCGCGAAGAAUACUAUGAAUAUCGACGCAAGCAACUUACUCAUUUGCAGCAGCAAUAUUUUAAAUCAAUGGACAGUGAAAUGUUGUAAUAAUAAUAAUAAUAACAGCAAUUAUUGAAAAGAAAAAAUUUUAAAAAACAGAACCUAAACUAAAGAAUAAGCAUUUUGAAAGUAAAUGCAUAAUUUUGGGUGAAUUGAAAGUGAAUUGGAAAAUAUGAAGAUUUUGGAAAUUUUUUUUUUUCUUUGUGUGUGUGAAGGAAAGAAUAAAAGAAUGAAAGAAUAAAAGAAGGAAGCAAAACAACGUAAAGUUUUCAUAUAUAAUUUUGCAGGUGCUGUCAUGAGUUUCAGUAUCUUAGGAGUAAAUUUACCUGGCACCUAUUCUGUGAUGGUCAGGUUGUAAAUCUUUAAAGAAGGUAACUUAAGUUUGGUUUUUUUUUGUUUAGAUAUUCGCACAGGGAACAUAAAGCAAAUAGGUAACUAAA